UGCGACCAUGCCGUCAUGCGAUCUUGCGAUCAUACACCUUCCAACCGCUGCGACGGCAACACGAGCUGACGGAAUGUGGCUGGUGCAGAUACUGUACUUGGUGGGCUCGUUGACGGUCUUUGCUGGUCUGCUGCUGGGCUACUGCGGAGAAAGUGUCAAUGGAGAGUUCUACGGCAAUGCGAGUGCGAAGCUGCUGCGCUUCCGAGACUUUGAGCCCCGCCAGCAAGGACGACACUUGGACGAGGCCUUCGCGGAGGAGAUGGAUGCGGAGAUGGACAUGGGGAUGGGCCUGCCUGGCGUGGGCCGGGAGGGACGUGGCUUCCACUUUCAUGCCAGCGGCGAGGAUGUCAGCGUCGAGUUGGAGUUCAUCGUGCCAUUCCUGAAGGUGCCGGUGAAGCGCAGCAUGGGCCUGGCCCGCGACGCCGUGCAGAACCUCCUGAACCUGCGCACGGGAACGCUGCUCAACACGGCGGUUGUGGUGGCUGCGGGAGCUGUCAUUGCAGCCGUGGUGCGCCUUCUCCUGGCUCCGCUGGUGAUCACGUCGCUGGGCAACGGACACGGAUACGGCUACAGAUCGGAUACCGCCAGAGGCAUGCGCAGCCUAACGGACGCUGUGGAGUCCCACCUGGAGGAGCACAACAUGGACGUGUCCGCCUGUGCCCAGCGCUACAUCUGCCAGUACCUGCAGCACAAUGUCUCCCCGAGCUAUGCGCGGGCUCUCCACGUGGUCGCCAGUUUGUGUGACAAGCAGAAGAUCGGGAGCUCGACCGAGGGCAGGCCCAAUUAUCGUAGCCAAGAGGCAGCCAAGCGGCACUCGCCGGAGCAAGCACAAGACAACCCACCCACAUGUGAUCCACCGAACCAGAGCCACCCACGGGUCUGCUGCAGCUCAAAAUAUGCGAAAUAUGGGAAUUGGAUUCCAAAUGCCUGCCAACCUCGCAGUCGAACGGAGCGCCCAGCGGAAACAAUGAAGCUGCUGCACAUCCUCUGCGCUCUCCUGACCAACUGUGCCCUGAUCUGGGCUGCCAGUGAGGAAGUGGGAGUGGGAGUGGGGGCGGGAGCGGAAGAGGAGCCGAAGGGAUCCGCCUCGAGUGAACAUGGACGGGACUCGAGGCUCCCAGAGCAGAAUCAGCAUAAUCCGCAUAGCCAGCAUAAUCCGCACAAUCAGCAUAGUCCCGGAUUCAAGCUGAUUUCCUUCGACGCUGUGGGCAAGAACAUUGCCUUGGGACUGGACUACCUGGUGCCCUUCCUGGAGGUGCCCGUCAAGCGGAAGCGCAAUGCACCACCAAAGCCCCUGGUCAUCAUCAAUUCCGCGGCCGUGCUCAGCUGCGGACUCGUGGCAGCCGGGGGACUCCUCGUUGGACACCUGAUCCGCAGCAUGGGUCUGGAGGCCAUCACCGAGGAUGAGCCCCCCUCGAGUGGGAGGCCAAAGUCUUCGGAGGAGGAAGCACCGGCCAUAUCCGAGGCGGGGCACAAUGCCACGGCUCGCGGUCUCUUGGACAAGGACCAGAGCUUCCUCGAGUUGUUCGAGAAUUUCAAACUCGUUUACCGCAACGAAACAGGCGAGCGAGUGGAAAGCACCCUUCCGAGUGUGAUCAGCACAGUGGAGCGAACGUACUUCAAGAACGAGGUCGAUCUCUCCGCCUGCCUGCUCAAGUCCCUCUGUACGCUGACCUUCAAGGCGAGCGACAGGGUGCGGAGGAGCCAGGCCUCCGACAUCGACCACGUGCUGGAUGCGGCCACCAACUGGACCUGGCUCCUCACCUGGUUGGAGCAGUCCACUCUUCGCGAGGCCAUUGAGGCCGGCAGGGAUCCCAGACCAUCUCACUGCGCCUCCAAGUAUCCUUACUGCAAAUGGGCGGCACCGGAGGAGCGAAUCCUGCAACUGCUGCAAAACAACGUGAUGUUCAAGUGAUCCAAAGGGGAUUCAGGCGUUGGAGAUGAAAUGAUCCAAAGUCAGAUGUGAGCUAAGGGAAAGAUCCGAUCGGAUCGGAGAUCCGUUCACUAAUUACACCCUAAUAAAUACUCGUGAAU
Molecule: messenger RNA, 2034 nt
Organism: Drosophila miranda
Lineage: Eukaryota; Metazoa; Arthropoda; Insecta; Diptera; Drosophilidae
Exons: 5
Coding region: 8-1915 (635 amino acids)
Source: RefSeq, a predicted model, not a curated record